AUGGCAGAUCAAGAGAGCCAAAUCUGGCCAUUAGCACCAUCCAGAUUACACCGCCGGAGCGAUGAAGAAAACCCCACUUUCAAAGCCAUACGCAGAGAAAGAAGCAACAAAUGUUUCGUCUACGUCUUCGCAGGCAUCGUCCUUCAAAGCAUAGUCAUCCUUGUCUUUGCUUUGGUUGUUCUUCGUGUCAAAUCCCCCGGUUUCAAUCUCAGCUCUGUCCAGAUCAAAACUCUGAAGUCCACAUCUUCUCCAGCAGCUUCGUUCAACGCAACGUUAUCUACUGAGAUGGCGAUAAAGAACAAAAACUUUGGGCAGUACAAGUUUGAGGGGAGCAGCGCGAGCUUGUGGUACGGAGAGUUCAAAGUCGGCGAAGCUAAAUUUGCAAAGGGUAGCGUGAAAGCGAGAGGGACUCGGAAGGUGAACUUGAGUAUUGAAGUGAGGUCUAAUAGGCUGCCUAAGGAUGUUCAAAUUGGUGGUUUAGGGAGUGAGAUUAAUUCUGGAUAUUUGAACAUUAGCAGCUAUGCAAAGAUUAGUGGGAGAGUGCAUCUGAUGAAUAUCAUGAAGAAGAGGAAGACUAUUGAUAUGAAUUGCACCAUGGUUCUUGUUUUGAAGAAUAAGACAGUUAAGGAUUUAGUAUGCAAAUAA
Molecule: messenger RNA, 645 nt
Organism: Malus domestica (apple)
Lineage: Eukaryota; Viridiplantae; Streptophyta; Magnoliopsida; Rosales; Rosaceae
Product: late embryogenesis abundant protein At1g64065-like
Source: RefSeq, a predicted model, not a curated record